Molecule: messenger RNA, 3000 nt
Organism: Odontomachus brunneus
Lineage: Eukaryota; Metazoa; Arthropoda; Insecta; Hymenoptera; Formicidae
Gene: Tace
Product: ADAM 17-like protease
Exons: 14
Coding region: 369-2561 (730 amino acids)
Biological process (GO): Notch signaling pathway; membrane protein ectodomain proteolysis
Cellular component (GO): plasma membrane
Molecular function (GO): metalloendopeptidase activity
Source: RefSeq, a predicted model, not a curated record
CAAGAUGUCGACACUUGUUCAUAUCUUACAGAACAGACUCAAAGCAGUUUGAUAACCUAGAAAUGUCAUUAUAAUAAAUAACAGGCAUCACAAAUCAUAUCACAAAUUAAAUAAUAAUUAAAUUAACUGUAAUAAUAAUUUCUUUUAUGCACGUUAUUAUGUUAUUUGUUGUAAAUUAUUUUUGGACAAAGUACGUCAAAGAUAUUAAUGAAAUCGUGUGUGUGUAUUGGUGACAAUUUUUACAACAUUCGUAUAUACAUUCUCAACAUCGCAAAUGAUAACACAGUAAUUUGGAAAACGACAAGAAUAUAAACGUAUAAAAGUGAAGAAGCCUUUAGUUUUUCUCAUAACUUGUAACUCUGUUGACAAUGAAAAUACGAGAUAUAUCACUUAUCUACUGCAUUUUUAUUGUUCUUCAAAGUGUUUAUGGACUUCAUAGAAACUUGAAAUAUUAUGAAACAAUUCAUAGUACUCAUCUUCAACAUAGGAUUGUAAAACGGGGCAUCCAACAUAGUUACCAUCCUUAUAAUAAAAUAAGUGAAUUAGAAUUUUACUCACAUGGACGAUACUUUCGGUUAAUUUUGACACCUAAAAGAGAAGUUAUACAUUCCAAUUUUAGGGCGUACGAAGUUGAUGCUGAUGGAAAAGAGAAAACUAUACACUUAAAUUAUGACAAUUUUUACCAUGGUCGUGUGUUUGGUGAGAUUGAAUCUCAUGCUCAGGUGCACAUUGAUAAUGGUAUCGUAACAGGUAGUAUAACAAUAUUGGAUGAAACCUUUCAUAUUGAACCAUCUUGGAGGCAUCUUCCACAUUUAGAUAAUCAAACAAUGAUAGUUUAUAAGUCUUCUGAUGUUAAACUCAGCUGGGAACAUUAUCAAGAUGGAGAGGGACAUACACAUGGAGUUCCAAAAACCUGUGGUUAUGUCAAAGAAAACACAAAUGAGGAAAAUGAUUUUGAAGAGGAUCAUAUGGAAAUAGAUAGCCAUAGGGUGAAAAGACAUACAGAAAAUUAUGAAUACACACCGACGAAAACAAGAUGCCCAUUGUUGUUGGUCGCCGAUUAUCGAUUUUACCAGGAGAUGGGAGCUAGCAGUACAAAGACUACAAUUAAUUAUCUGAUAAGCUUAAUUGACAGAGUACACAAGAUUUAUAAUGACACUAUGUGGCAAGAACGGCAGGAACAGGAUGGUUUCAAAGGAAUGGGUUUUGUCAUAAAGAAGAUUGUCGUUCACAGUGAACCUACGCGAGUGAGAGGUGGUGAAACGCAUUACAAUAUGGUUCGCGAGAAAUGGGACGUCCGUACACUGCUCGAGGUUUUCAGUCGAGAAUACAGUCAUAAGGAUUUUUGUUUAGCUCAUCUAUUCACUGAUCUCAAGUUUGAAGGUGGUAUCCUUGGGUUAGCCUACGUUGGAUCUCCUCGUAGAAAUUCAGUAGGUGGCAUCUGCACACCAGAAUACUUUAAAAAUGGAUAUACAUUAUAUCUAAACUCAGGACUAAGUUCCAGCAGGAAUCAUUAUGGACAAAGAGUAAUUACGAGAGAAGCUGAUUUGGUGACGGCACAUGAAUUUGGCCAUAAUUGGGGUUCCGAACAUGAUCCGGAUAUUACAGAAUGCAGCCCAAGUGCAAGUCAAGGUGGCUCUUAUUUGAUGUAUACUUACAGUGUUAGUGGCUAUGAUGUAAAUAACAAGAGAUUUUCGCCGUGCAGCUUGCGAUCUAUCAGAAAAGUUUUGCAAGCGAAAUCUGGACGCUGUUUCUCAGAACCGGAGGAAUCGUUCUGUGGGAAUUUAAGAGUCGAAGGAGAUGAGGAAUGCGACGCGGGUCUCUUGGGAACGGAGGACAAUGACGCGUGUUGCGAUAAAAACUGCAAACUUCGAAGGAUGCAGAGUGCAGUCUGCAGCGAUAAGAACUCUCCUUGCUGUCAGAAUUGCGCGUAUAUGCCUACGGGUACAAAGUGUCGCGACGCGCAAUAUGCGACCUGCGAACAAGAGUCGCGUUGCACCGGAGUGUCCAGUGAAUGUCCAAAAUCACCGGCUAUGAUGGAUGGCACUGGUUGUCUCGAACGUGGGCAAUGCCGCAUGGGUAAAUGCGUGCCGUACUGCGAGACUCAAAGCUUGCAAAGCUGUAUGUGCGACACGAUUGGCGAUGCGUGCAAACGAUGCUGUAGGAUGAGCUUGAACGAAACGUGUUUCCCGAUAGAUCCACAAGAUAUUUUACCGGAUGGGACACCGUGCAUCCAAGGUUUCUGCAACAAAGGUGUUUGUGAGAAAACGAUUCAAGAUGUAGUGGAACGAUUUUGGGACAUCAUUGAGGACAUAAACAUCAACAAAGUUAUGCGUUUUCUCAAAGAUAACAUAGUAGGAGCCGUAAUAAUCAUCACUGCUAUUAUUUGGAUCCCAGCGAGUUGUGUGAUCAGUUAUAUUGAUCAUAGACGUGUCAAGGAAAGCGAGAAGAAAUGGCGUUGGAAGCACACGGACGAACUGAUCCAUCCGGACGAGCACAGACAAGUGAUUUAUGUCGGCGGUCAACGACCCAGAGUACAACACAUGAUGCAUCAAUCGUGAAUUAUGAAACUAGAUCAUUCGUAUUGCUUUGUAUAUUUCAGCCAUCUAGUCAUUGUGUUACACAGGGUGUCAUAGAAACUGUUACAAGCUGUAAUAUAUAACAAGAUUGUGUAAAAAUUGUAACACUUAAAAGUAUAUUUGAUAAAGUAUAAUUACAGUAUAAAAUUAUACAAUAUUGAAACAGUAUAAAAUUACUGUAUUUUACAAGUGAGAGAGAUGUUCAUGUUGAAUAUUGCCACUCAUUAUAUUUAAUUUGAGAAGUUGUAAAUGUAUAUGUACGCGCGUAUGUAUAGAAAAUAAAAGUUUUUUUUUUUACUUUUAUGUCGUGUAUAUGUGUAUUGAAUAAUAUAAGUUCUUACUAUGUAUCAGAUAAAACUUACUAUGUACUUAGUAAGCUGUUUGGUCUCGUGUUAUUGAAAAAUAAAAAGUUCAUCGGUGA